Molecule: messenger RNA, 1006 nt
Organism: Rhododendron vialii
Lineage: Eukaryota; Viridiplantae; Streptophyta; Magnoliopsida; Ericales; Ericaceae
Product: 21 kDa protein-like
Exons: 1
Coding region: 1-654 (217 amino acids)
Biological process (GO): negative regulation of catalytic activity
Molecular function (GO): enzyme inhibitor activity
Source: RefSeq, a predicted model, not a curated record
AUGGCAGGUUCAUGCUCUAAUCAUUUUCUCAUUCCUCUUCUCAUUCUUGUCACAUUUACCACAUACAUUACCUCAACCUCGGCUGCCCGGCCGGUGGUGGCCAGAGGAACGAACAACAUCGAGUUCAUCAAAACAUCAUGCAGUUCAACGACUUACCCCAAACUUUGCUACACCACACUUGCAACCCACGCCAGCGUCAUCCAAACAAGCCCUCUGCUUCUAACCCACACUGCCCUCUCGGUGACGCUCAACAACACUCAAUCCACUUACGCAAUGGCGACAAAGCUCUUGCAGAGCCGCAACCUGAGCCCCGGAGAGGUGGCCGCCAUGCACGACUGCGUGGAGGUGCUGGGCGACUCGGUGGACCAGCUGAGGAACUCUCUGGGGGAAAUGAGCCGACUCCAGGGCUCGAAUUUCGAUCUCACGAUGAACGACAUACAGACUUGGGUCAGCGCCGCCAUGACGAACGAGGACACGUGCACUCAAGGAUUUUCCGAAAGUAAGGCGAUCAUCAAACCGGUCAACUGUAAUUAUGGGAGUCGAAUCAACUGCGGCGAUGUGAAAAACGUCCUGAGGGGACAGGUUGUGAAUACCGCACAUUUGACUAGCAAUGCCUUGGCUUUGGUUAACAAUUUGGCUUCUACCCGUGGCUAGGCCCAGCUCGGGAAAUCACUAGUGCUAGUUGCGUACAUGAUUAUAGUAUAAUGCUUAGUUGUGUGUCGAACCGGGAUUCUCUCCAGCCCUCAAUUUACGGUUGCAGGGUCCAAUCCAAGUGUAAGUGUGUGUCGAAUCGUUCAUCUUGUAAUUCCCAGUAUAUGGAUUAUUCGAAAGAAACUCAUAAGUGAUAAGAUUCAUCGAUCACUUACGAGAAAAGAUCCAGGUGUUUGGUCGUAGCGAUAACAUAUUGAUUGGGGAAAUUAGCUUGUUGGUUUCCAUUGUUGUUCAAGUGAACAAUCAUGUUGGCAUUUCAUUGUUGUUUCAGUAAAUAAUGAUGUGAAUUUUUUUU